Aspergillus wentii DTO 134E9 is the source of this 2088-nucleotide messenger RNA. RefSeq names its product ferric reductase family protein. NCBI's taxonomy places the organism in Eukaryota, Fungi, Ascomycota, Eurotiomycetes, Eurotiales, Aspergillaceae. Gene Ontology annotation, biological process: copper ion import; iron ion transport; intracellular iron ion homeostasis. Gene Ontology annotation, molecular function: ferric-chelate reductase activity. Bases 26 to 2026 code for a protein of 666 amino acids. Gene Ontology annotation, cellular component: plasma membrane. The transcript has 2 exons. The record is from RefSeq and is a predicted model, not a curated record.
GGGAGUCAUACUGAUAAUCUCUCUUAUGAAUGCCCGUCUGGCCACUGGCUUAAAGGACGGCCUCUCGCAUUCCCCUCCUCCCAAUUCCACACGCUCCCACGUCCUGAGAUGGACUCCUCCAAACUGCGCCGCCAUGCGCACAUCCAGGACUUUUCCGCCAAUUCCACCUACGAGAGCCACUGGGGCUAUUCGUCGCGUCAGGUUCCGUGCGUGCAGGAUGAGGGGACCUGUGCGUAUCUCGACUCGCUUCAUCUUGUGGGCGGUCAUCGUGGGCAUUCUCUUUCUCUGGGCUUUAGCACGGCGGUUGUUUCCUCUGUCUCGGACAACAUACACAAAGCUGGCAGAGAGUGAAGAACCCCAAGCACCCCAGAAUCCUGUAUAUCGCCUCAAUCGGUCCAUUCGAUCGAUAUCCCGACGAUAUCUUCUUCCAGAGAGUUUCACCUCUCUGUUCGGACACACGACACGACUCCACCUUCUAGUCUUUGCCAUUAUUUCUGUCUACCUCACCAUCUUUACCUUUGUCGGUCUGGUCUACAAAACAUGGGUCACUCCUGUCAAAGGCUCGCCAGGUGUAUAUAGCACCCGGUCCAGUCUCGGAGCAUGGUCAGAUCGAAUUGGAGUCAUGGCAUUUGCUCUCACCCCGUUGUCCGUCUUCUUGUCCAGUCGGGAAUCCCUCCUCUCGUUGAUCACGGGAAUACCGUAUCACCACUUCAUGUUCAUGCAUCGAUGGCUGGGAUACAUCAUCUACGUGCAGUCUGCCCUGCACACCAUCAUGUGGACCGUCAUCGAAGGCAAACUCUACCAACCACAGCCAACCCAGUGGAAUUCCUUCAUCAAUCAGGAAUACCUCAUCUGGGGAAUCGUCGCCAUGAUUCUGCUCACUUUCCUCGUCGUCUUCAGCACCCAAUGGGGCAUCAGACUGACUGGAUAUGAAUUCUUCCGCAAGGCCCACUAUGUCGUCGCGAUGGUGUACAUUGGUGCUUGCUGGGGUCACUGGGAACAGCUCUCCUGCUGGAUGAUUGCAUCGCUGGCUGUGUGGCUGAUUGAUCGUACAAUCCGGCUGGGUCGUACGUUUGCAAUCCACCAUUUCAACACCCCCGGCACCAACAUGGCGUGUGGUUUCCAUGUUCCCAGAGCCAAACUGUCUCUCUUUUCGAAUGACGCCGAUGGCGACGUUGUUCGUCUAGACUUUGAGCAUAACCAUGACGAAUGGGAAGUCGGGCAGCAUUUCUUCCUCUGCUUUCCCGAGUUGAGCGUGUGGCAGGCCCAUCCGCUUACCCCGUGCAGUGUCCCUGGGCAGAGUCCGACUGGCCAGCAACACAGCUACAUCAUUCGCAGUCGAAAUGGUAUGACGAAGAAGUUGGCGGAAUUGACUGUGCAGAGUGACACUCCGUCUACAUCUGUCGUGCUAUCCGGACCAUACGGACAGUCGAUCAUGUGCAGCAACACGGAGGGAAAUGAGAGCAACGUACUCUGCAUCGCGGGUGGUACGGGAGUGUCAUUUGUUCUACCAGCACUCAUGCAAACAAUUUCAGAAGUGGGAGAGCAUCAGCUUGUGGAAUUCGUUUGGGUCGUUCGACGAGAGAACGACACGCGAUGGAUUGAGAACGAGCUGAGGCAGUUGGAAAAGACAGCGUCCUCCAUGUCGAAUUUCAACAUUCGCAUCUUCGUCACCCGCGAAGGAGAAGCAACCUCGGAGUCUUCGUCCGCAGAUGGAUCUUUAGAUGAGACAGAGAAACCAGCUGGAAUCUCGUCUGUCUCAACAGAUAAACGCCAAUCUCUACGGAUCCAGCACAUGCCGUCUUCCACAAACAGUGCAUCGCGACAUCCUGAUAUCGGGGCAUAUUUGAAAGACUUUGUCGCCCGCACAGCUCACGGACCGACCUGUGUACUCGCCAGUGGCCCGUUGGGUAUGAUCACCGAUCUGCGGACGGCGGUUGCAGACUGCAAUGACCCAGCCAAGGUGUGGAGAGGCGACGAGCGGUUUGACGUCGAGUUGGUUCAUGAUGAUCGACUAGAGUGGUGAUUAUUCUUUGUAUAUAUUAUUCGAGUACAUAUCAAUACCCAAAAUGAUUUUUGACGAUAGUU